AUGACAAUUCCCGUCCCGCGAAAAAGAGUGUGGCAGAAUACCUCAAGCAUCGGGAGUUGGACGUUGCUUCUACCCGCUCAACGAUCUCGGGACGCAAUUGACCUCAGCGAAGAAGAGCUCGCCUCAGUUGCCAAUAUUGAACUCAACUACACGCAUCACAUCUCCGUCAUAAAGGAUGUCAUGAGCUGGGGCAAGGAAAUUCGCGUCUCAAAGGAGGUUGAUACUGAGGGUUCCAUCGUUAGUGAUAUUGUGCAGACUCUGGCCGACGAGAGGGGCCUCAAUUACGAAGGAGCGAAGCGAAUCUGCUGA
Molecule: messenger RNA, 309 nt
Organism: Colletotrichum orchidophilum
Lineage: Eukaryota; Fungi; Ascomycota; Sordariomycetes; Glomerellales; Glomerellaceae
Product: aristolochene synthase
Exons: 2
Coding region: 1-309 (102 amino acids)
Source: RefSeq, a predicted model, not a curated record